This is a messenger RNA of Adineta ricciae, 384 nucleotides long. The record is from the annotation of a GenBank genome assembly. Lineage: Eukaryota; Metazoa; Rotifera; Eurotatoria; Adinetida; Adinetidae.
AUGCAACGGUAUUAUGUCGGUCAAUGGGAAAAUGAUCAAAUGAAUGGUUACGGAACAUUGUAUUUCAGCGAAACAAGAUAUUAUGAGGGAGAAUUUUAUCGAAAUCAACGAUGUGGAUGGGGCCGAAUGCAUUAUGACAAUGGAGAUGUGUAUGAAGGCGAUUGGUUCAAUAAUCAACGUCAUGGUUCUGGCCGACUUCUCACGAUUCGCGGUGAUUGUUAUAAUGGUCAUUGGUUUGAAGAUAAGAAACAUGGUUACGGUCAAUAUUAUUUCAAGAAACAAAAUCGUAUGUGCACGGGUUUGUGGUCGGAUGAUUUCUGUAAAUCAUCUGAAUGUACUCAACUGUUAAAUAAGGAACAUCACACAUAUACUUGUGUAUCAUGA